Messenger RNA from Engraulis encrasicolus (European anchovy), 1903 nucleotides. Its product is annotated as mediator of RNA polymerase II transcription subunit 15-like. NCBI's taxonomy places the organism in Eukaryota, Metazoa, Chordata, Actinopteri, Clupeiformes, Engraulidae. The transcript is spliced from 5 exons. Bases 49 to 1812 code for a protein of 587 amino acids. The record is from RefSeq and is a predicted model, not a curated record.
AGCUGAGCUUGGUAGUGUGGACAACACAGCUUGGUUUCUGGGACUGCCAUGAUGUUCAGGUUCUCUUGGAUUUGCCUCCUCUUGGUGCAUGGCAUCUGCUCUCAGCAGCUUCACCAAGGGAUGGGCUUUCCCCAAGGUUUGGGGUUUCUGGGGUCUAUGAAGCCAAUGAGUGAUCUUGGUUCAACUAAGACUGGAGGUAAUCCAAGUACCAGUGAACCUGGAAAGGGCAAUGUUGGUGGAGCUAAAGGAUCCAUCACUUCCACUCAAGACGUGGUACAGAUGCCAGGAAACCAGGCAGGUUCAAAUGGGGGCCCAGGUAUCCCAUGGAUGGCAGUUCCCAUGCUUACAACAGGCUUCUAUGGAAUGCACCAAGCAAGCCAGCAGGGGGCUUCAUCUGGCGCUACUGGUGGGGGUCAGGAAACCCAGUCUGUCAGCCAGGCAGUCCAGGCCCCAGCAAUGAUGAGUCAGGUGACUAUGCAAAUGCCAAAGCAGCAGACCCAAGCCACAGCCCAGAUGUUCCAGGCCCCUGGGCAGAUGUCUCAACAGCAAGUCCAAAUGCCCCAGGCUAAAGCACCCCAACAGCAGGCUGAGGUGCCCAAAGGCAGCUCCUCCACAGCGUCCGCUUCCACUGGGGCUACAUCAUCGGCGAUGUACCAGGCCCUUGCUCAGAUGGUCCAACAGCAAGCCCAGGCCCAGAUGCAGGCUGCAGCUCAGAGGGCCCAACAACAAGCACAGGCUGCAGCUCAAAUGACCCAGGCGCCAGUUCCAAUGGCCCAGCAGCAAGUCAAAAUGCCUCUGGCUGCAGCUCAGAUGUCCCAGGCACAGAUGCCAGGAAACCAGGCAGGUUCAAAUGGGGGCCCAGGUAUCCCAUGGAUGGCAGUUCCCAUGCUUACAACAGGCUUCUAUGGAAUGCACCAGGCAAGCCAGCAGGGGGCUUCAUCUGGUGCUACUGGUGGGGGUCAGGAGACCCAGUCUGUCAGCCAGGCAGUUCAGGCCCCAGUAGUGAUGGCCCAGAUGGCUAUGCAGAUGCCAAAGCAGCAACCGGCCCAAGCCCCAGACCAGAUGUCCCAGGCCCCUGUUCAGAUGUCUCAACAGCAAGUUAAAAUGCCCCCGGCUAAAGCUCCCCAACAGCAGGCUAAGGUGCCCCAAGGUAGCUCCUCCACAGCGUCUGUUUCCACUGGGGCUACCUCAUCAAGUAUGGCCCAGAUGUACCAGGCCCUUGCUCAGAUGGCCCAACAGCAAGCCCAGAUGCAGGCUGCAGCUCAGAUGGCCCAACAGCAAGCUCAGGCUGCAGCUCAAAUGGCCCAGGCGCCAGUUCCAAUGACCCAACAACAAGCCCAGGCGCCGGUCCAGAUGGCCCAGGCGCCAGUCCAGAUGACCCAGCAGCAAGUCCAAAUGCCCCAGGCUCCAGCUUACCAACAGCAGGCUAAUGUACCACAGGCUGCAGCUUACCAACAGCAGGCUAAGGUACCACAGGCUGCAGUCCAGGCUCCAGAUUCUGUGAGUUCAGGCCCUGUUGGUUCCACAGGUGCAGAGUCUCCUUCGGCUGAUGCUGAGGCUGCCUCAUCAAGCCAAGAUCGCUUCAUCACUCUAACCGCACCAUCAGGCUUUCAAACCACUUAUGUUGUGCAGUCCUUCCAUCGCUACUCGCGAGGCAAGAGGGUCUUUUCCCAAACCACCUACAUCCCCCUGGACUUCCCUCCUCCUAUUGAGACCGCUGAUCCUCAACAGAUGACCCAGGAUGGAAGUGAGUCUGUUGUUCCUGCUCCAGUUUAUAUAGACCAGACUGUCCUCCCUGCAAGGAAGGCCUGAGCUGUCCCCAAGCUCUGGAGUGAGGUCUCUGAAUGGAUGUGUGCAUUGCACAUUACCUGGCCAUUUAUUUAAUAAAAAAAAAUGUGAAGCA